UGUAGUGCAGGUAGCGGUAGUGAUUGUACGCUCUUUGCCUCUGCAGUACUCCUUCAGUCCUCGAUUUCACGCCGUCACACGCACGAAAAUUUAUUCUCUUUCGCUGUUAAGUAUCCGUUCUUACGACUUUUAAUUUAUUUAAUUUAUUUUCUCUCUUAAUCUUUAUCUCUUGUUAUUUCGUUUCUAUAUCGCAAUUUUCUUUGGUAUACUCUUUAUUUUUCGUUACUGGUUCUUCUCCUUAUUACUUUACGAUCAUAUUUAAUCUUUUUUGUCUACAUCUCAUUUAUUCAUCUUUAUUAUUCACUUUUUUCUUCAUUAUAUUGACGUUUUCAUCUCUUCAGUCGCUAGUAUUUCACUCUCUCUCUCUCUCUCUCUCUCUCUCUCUCUCUCUCUCUCCACAACAAAACGCUGCUGGGACAAGUCAAUCAUCUACGGAACAAUACCACCUGUCUUGCGUGUUUCCUGUGCUACUUGAUUUGUCCUUAAGGAACAAUAUACUAAUUUUCAACUAAGGAACAAUUAUUGAUCUAGUGCAAGGAACAUCUACAGUACACUACUGUUGAACGAAGGAACGCGAGCUACUUGUCUUACUCGCAAGAUACCUACAUAAGGAACAUCUGUGGCUACUGAUUUUUUUUAAUAUAAGGAACAAUUAACGUUACUUGUGUCUCACGUAAGUAACACGUCAGACGCUACUUUAAGUAAUACAGCUCUGAGGAAACGCUGUGCUACUUAAAGAGAACAUUACGGUGCUACUUAAAGAGUAUUCUUUUCUUGUGGAACGCUUCUUCUACUUAAGUAACAUCCGUCGUACUUAAAUAAAGGAGCAGUACCUUACGGAGCUGCUCUUGGGCGUCCCUGUUACCUAAGGAACUCUCAGGAACAAUGCAUUUAACAUCAUUUGAGAUGGAGGAUGUUGGAGGAGUACCAGUAGGGGAGGAGGAGGAGGAGGACAAGUUCGGCAACCCCCCCAACAAGAAGACCGACGUAGCCAAGUCUAGCGAGGCCUUGGUCGAGGUGGACAAUAAGAACAAGUUACUUUACUCCGUCGAGGACAACCCACCUUGGUACACCUGUGUGUUCUUGGGCCUACAGCAUUAUCUCAUGAUGGUGGAGUCGACGGUGAGCAUCCCGUACCUGUUAACGCCCCUCAUGUGUAUGGCAGCCACAGAUCCUGCCAGGGGCGCCAUCGCUUCUACUAUCAUCUUCGUCAGCGGCAUCGUCACCCUCCUUCAGACCUCCUUCGGUAUCAGAUUACCCAUCGUGCAGGGGGGUACUCAUGGGUUCCUGGGCCCCACUCUUGCCAUCCUAGCCCUCAUGCCCUGCCCCCCUGAGGAAGAACUCGAGGCCCUCACCUAUACUGAGAGAACACACCUUUGGCAGACCCGGAUGAAUGAGGUGCAAGGAGCCAUCUGUGUUGCUGCUAUUUUCCAAGUCCUCGUAGGUUGUACAGGAGCUAUCGGGGCAUUACUACGAUGGAUUAGUCCCCUGGUGAUUGUACCGACAGUCACUCUCAUUGGCUUUUCGCUGUACCCUGUCGCAGCUAGCAAGGCAUCCUCUCACUGGGGUAUCGCCUCUAUGACGAUCGUGUUACUGGUGUUGUUUUCCCAGUACCUGAGCGAGGUGGCACUACCUGGGUUUACCUGGUCAAGAGAGAGAGGCUUCACCCGAAUUAACAUCUACGUCUUCAAACUCUUCCCGGUACUGCUGGCGGUGGUGAUGGCGUGGGGAACGUGCUGGAUCUUAACGGUGACGGAGGUCCUACCGAAGGACAACCUCGCCAGGACUGAUCUCAGACUAGAUAUGAUCACGGAGUCGCCCUGGUUCCGCGUUCCCUACCCCUGUCAGUGGGGGCUGCCUACAGUGAGCGUGGCAGGAGUGCUUGGUAUGUUGGCUGGUGUCCUCGCAAGCAUCGUGGAGAGCGUUGGUGACUACUUUGCUUGUGCUAGAUUGUCUGGAGCGCCGGCACCCCCCAAGCAUGCCAUCAACCGGGGUAUCUGGAUCGAGGGACUUGGCACUAUUCUGGCAGGGCUGUGGGGCACGGGGAGUGGCACCACUUCCUACUCCCAGAACGUCGGGGCCAUUGGUGUCACCAAGGUUGGGAGCCGUCGUGUGGUGCAGUACAGCGCGGUUAUCAUGCUCCUGUGUGGCCUGGUGGGGAAGGUCGGGGCUCUGCUCAUCACCAUCCCAGAGCCCAUCAUCGGCGGCAUCUUCUGUGUGGUGUUCGCCAUGAUCACCUCCGUCGGCCUCUCAACCCUUCAGUACGUCGACCUCAACUCCUCCAGGAACCUCUUCGUUUUGGGCUUUUCCCUCUUCUUCGGGAUGGCCCUGCCCAUGUGGAUGGCGAAACCAGAAAACCUGAGAAUUAUCCAGACGUCAGUACCUAUGUUGGAUCAGGUGUUAUCGGUACUGUUGAAGACGUCCAUGUUUGUAGGAGGCUGUCUCGGCUUUUUCCUUGACAACACUAUCCCAGGGACGGACGAGGAGCGAGGGAUGGUGGCGUGGAAGGAUCAGUUAAAGCCCCCUAGUGAAGAAUCUGCCAUGGACCAUUCUUGUUAUAACCUUCCCGUAGGCAUGGACACCGUCAGGAGAUGGAAUUGGACGAGGUAUGUACCCAUAUCCCCUACGUUUAUCGGCUGGGGGUUCGUAAGGAAGAGGUGUAUGAAAUCAUCAGCGUAGAGGGUGCCACUACUACUAUCACCACCCACAACUACAGCUACUAUUACUACUUCACAUCACCACCACCAUCACUAUAUUAAUACUACCAUCACCAUCACCACUACUACUACUACUGCUACUUUUUUUUUCUUCCUGUAUAAUAACCUCCAGCCUCCUCUUAUUAACCAUGCCACCAAUUUUACAUCAUAUGACCCCCUUCCCCCCUCACCCCCUCAGUGUCACCCUGACGAAGGAGUCGAUAAAUAAAGUACUUCUUGGGCGAUAGAACCCACAGAUAUCAUCCACAGAACCCUUCCCUCCUCCCUGACGAGAUCCCCUUGUGCCAUCUCCAGAACCACCAGCACUACCCCCCAACAGAACCACCAGCACUACCCCCCAACAGAACCAUCAGCACCUCACUAACAACAAAUACACUCCGGGAAACUGACAGACAAAUGGACAACAACGUCUUAUUGUAUCUACCAAACACAAGCCAGCAUAAGACGACGUAUCUUUAAGCUUUACGUCGUCAUAUAACCAGGGCAGCAGUGCAGAGAUCCUGUAAAUUUGGCCUAGAAACGCACACACUCUUUAUUUUUUGUGAACGAAUGCUAAGAAGAAGCUACACUGACAGGAAAACAAAUUAAGAUGAGCAAAACUUCAAGAUAAAUACUUUAAAUGUACAGAAAAAUACAAAUGAGAUACUUUAGUCAUAUAAUUAAGGAUGAUGUGAUAAUAAUAACAUAAAUAUUAAUGGGUAAAGUUGGUGGUAGGUGGGUCAGGGGAAGGUAGGGACUGGGAUGGAUGGAGGACUGUGGUCGCUAACCCUCAGAUAUGACGAAGGAAUUCUGAUAAUGCGGUCCUGAUGGUUAAAAGAUGCUCCUAUAGUACAUUAUGUUGAUCACGUGGAAAUUAGUCCCAACCUUACUUAACCCCCGAUAGCAUUAGGAGGGCUAAUCUUCAUGUGAUCCAUUUGUGUCCUUAGCAACCGUGCCGCUUGUCUGAGCUGUCACGGUUGCUAGGGACAAAUUUAAAUGGGUUGAGAUUAGUCGAUAAGUCAAUUAUUCUCGAAAUUUUAUGACCCCCCAACAAAUUAUCUCACCUCACUUGCGGUCAUAACUUUACCUCACAAGAUAUCAUGACCCCACAUUACAACAGGUCAUGACCCCACAUUACAAUAGGUCAUGACCCCCACAUUACAACAGGUCAUGACCCCACAUUACAAUAGGUCAUGACCCCCACAUUACAACAGGUCAUGACCCCCACAUUACAACAGGUCAUGACCCCACAUUACAACAGGUCAUGAUCCCACAUUACAAUAGGUCAUGACCCCCACAUUACAACAGGUCAUGACCCCACAUUACAACAGGUCAUGACCCCACAUUACAACAGGUCAUACCCCACAUUACAAUAGGUCAUGACCCCCACAUUACAAUGGGUCAUGACCCCACAUUACAAUGGGUCAUGACCCCACAUUACAACAGGUCAUGACCCCCACAUUACAAUAGGUCAUGACCCCACAUUGCAAUAGGUCAUGACCCCUACAUUACAAUAGGUCAUGACUCCACAUUACAACAGGUCAUGACCCCACAUUACAACAGGUCAUGACCCCACAUUACAAUAGGUCAUGACCCCACAUUACAAUAGGUCAUGACCCCCACAUUACAACAGGUCAUGACCCCACAUUACAAUAGGUCAUGACCCCCACAUUACAACAGGUCAUGACCCCCACAUUACAACAGGUCAUGACCCCACAUUACAACAGGUCAUGAUCCCACAUUACAAUAGGUCAUGACCCCCACAUUACAACAGGUCAUGACCCCACAUUACAACAGGUCAUGACCCCACAUUACAACAGGUCAUACCCCACAUUACAAUAGGUCAUGACCCCCACAUUACAAUGGGUCAUGACCCCACAUUACAAUGGGUCAUGACCCCACAUUACAACAGGUCAUGACCCCCACAUUACAAUAGGUCAUGACCCCACAUUGCAAUAGGUCAUGACCCCUACAUUACAAUAGGUCAUGACUCCACAUUACAACAGGUCAUGACCCCACAUUACAACAGGUCAUGACCCCACAUUACAAUAGGUCAUGACCCCACAUUACAAUAGGUCAUGACCCCCACAUUACAACAGGUCAUGACCCCACAUUACAAUAGGUCAUGACCCCCACAUUACAACAGGUCAUGACCCCCACAUUACAACAGGUCAUGACCCCACAUUACAACAGGUCAUGACCCCACAUUACAACAGGUCAUACCCCACAUUACAAUAGGUCAUGACCCCCACAUUACAAUGGGUCAUGACCCCACAUUACAAUGGGUCAUGACCCCACAUUACAACAGGUCAUGACCCCCACAUUACAAUAGGUCAUGACCCCACAUUGCAAUAGGUCAUGACCCCUACAUUACAAUAGGUCAUGACUCCACAUUACAACAGGUCAUGACCCCACAUUACAACAGGUCAUGACCCCACAUUACAAUAGGUCAUGACCCCACAUUACAAUAGGUCAUGACCCCCACAUUACAAUAGGUCAUGACCCCCACAUUACAAUAGGUCAUGACCCCACAUUACAACAGGUCAUGACCCCACAUUACAGUAGGUCAUAAACCCCACAAAAUGUCAUCACCCUACCUAACAUGUCAUGACCCCAUCCCAUUGCAGGUCAUGACCCCAUCCCAUAACAGGUGUGGGGAUCAUGACACCUCGGCCAGUGAGAAGUUAUUGUGUGACCUCUGAGUCUUCCGUUUGUUUCUGUAUGCAAUGUUGUCUCAAUAAAAGUCUUUGAAAACUA
Molecule: messenger RNA, 5453 nt
Organism: Homarus americanus (American lobster)
Lineage: Eukaryota; Metazoa; Arthropoda; Malacostraca; Decapoda; Nephropidae
Product: solute carrier family 23 member 1-like
Exons: 18
Coding region: 886-2679 (597 amino acids)
Biological process (GO): transmembrane transport
Cellular component (GO): membrane
Molecular function (GO): transmembrane transporter activity
Source: RefSeq, a predicted model, not a curated record